Molecule: messenger RNA, 2466 nt
Organism: Closterium sp. Naga37s-1
Lineage: Eukaryota; Viridiplantae; Streptophyta; Zygnematophyceae; Desmidiales; Closteriaceae
Source: the annotation of a GenBank genome assembly
AUGCCGCUCACACUGCAACCUUGUACAGACCCGCCGCGAAACACGAACCCCGUAUCUCCUCCUCCUCCUGAUCGUCGUCUCGCUAUUGGCAGCGCCGCUGCUCCGCCCGACCAACGGCGUGUUGAAAUGCUGCCCCGCUCACCUGCCUUCUCUCGCCCCUUCCCUCCAUCCCCCGCAGCCUCCCCCCCCGACGUCUCGUCGCUCUACAUCGUCCGCCUACGUUCCGCGCCGCCGGUCGCCUCGUACCGCGGCGGAUUUCCCGGGUUCCCGGCAACGGCCGUCUGGGACAGCGAUCCUAACGGCAACGCGAGAGACUCGACGUCAGACGGCGCCGCCCACGGUUCCGUUGCCGUUGGUACCGCCUCUGUUUCCUCCUCCGCCUCCGCCGCUGGUGCGGCUACUACCAGUGGUUUAGGACGGCUUGGUCGUCGGCUGCGGCGGCCGCGGGUGAACGUGAGAGCGCCGGCCGUGAGGGCGUUCAAGCAGCUGCUGCAGCGCAUGCAGCAGGCCGUGCUGCGGGACAGCAGGGUGGGCGCCGGGAAGAUGCUACGCGCACGCGUCGAACGGCUUCUCCGCGACGCUCACGCCCCUCGUUUCCCUAAAUGUACUUUUCUUCCUCUUCCCCAGUAUGCCCGCCCUCCCUUCUCAGCUACGUGCACGUGUCGCUCAAACGGCUUCUCAGCGACGCUCACGCCAGCGCAGGUGCAGCGCAUGAGGCGGCACCCGUCCGUGGCGUCCGUGGCGUUCGUGACGCAGGCGCGCGUGCUGCGCCCCGCCACCACCCACUCGUACAACUACAUGCACGCGUCCAACGGCUUCUCAGCGACUCUCACGCCGGCGCAGGUGCAGCGGAUAAAGAGGCAUCCAUCCGUCGCCUCCGUGACGCAGGCGCGCGUGCUGCGCCCCGCCACCACCCACUCGUACAAGUUCCUCGGCCUGCCCGGGUCGCUCUGGGCCGACGCGGGCGGGCCCAGCAGCGCAGGCGACGGCACGGUGAUUGGCAUCGUGGACACCGGCAUAUGGCCCGAGCACGCUUCCUUUGACGACACGGGCUACAGCAGCACGCUCCCUUCCGGGUGGGCGGGCACGUGUCCCACGACAAGCGACUUCGCAUGCAACAACAAGAUCAUCGGUGGGGGCGUGUUCCACGCGGGGUUUGAGAGUGGCGGCACCACCAUUGACCUCUCGGCUGACUGGGACUCGCCGCGUGAUUCUUUCGGGCACGGCACCUGGGCGGCAGCAGGCAACAGCAACGUGCAGAUCUCCAACAUGGGAACAGCCAGUGGCAUGGCACCAGGGGCGCGCCUGGCCAUGUACAAGGUCUUUUGGCAGUCGGGGGGCUACCUGUACGCCACCAGCACCGACAUCUUCUCAGCCAUUGAUCAGGCCGUCGCCGACGGUGUGGAUGUGCUGAGCCUGUCGCUGGGCGGAGCCAGUCCCACUGACACCUACUUUGACGACGUGCCCUUCAUCAGCGUCAAUGCGGCGGGGGUGUUUGUGGCCUUUGCAGCAGGCAACGAGGGCCGCCCAUUCUCCCCUACAACCAAUCGCACGCUUUGCAACUUCGCACCCUACUACAUGACUGUGGGCGCCAGUGGAGCGCGCAUCCCAGCCAGAAUCUCCCCAGCAGCCACCGCCGCCCCUGUGAUCGCCUACUUCUCUUCCACCGGUCCGCUCGCCAAGCCAUCACGCGCCACACCAGCAGCCUACCCCUCCAACACCAUCCUCAAACCCGACAUCAUCGCCCCGGGGGUUGAGCUCUGGGCUGCUGCUCCCGACAAGACUGUCGGCUCUGGGGGAUGGUUCGUAGCGCUUUCAGGGACAUCUAUGGCCACACCACACAUCGCUGGCAUUGCUGCUCUGAUCAUCCAGCAGCGCCCUGAUUGGACGCCCUCGCAGAUCAUGUCGGCAAUGAUGACUACAGCACGCACUACUGAUACCAAUAACGGGGCGAUCCAAAACGAGUUUGGGAGAGCUGCGACUCCGUGGGAGAUUGGAGCGGGGCAUGUGGUGCCUAGUAGGGUGGUUGACCCCGGGUUAACCUAUGAUGCUGGGGAGCAGGACUUCAGAAACUUUCUCGCCGGGCAGGAUUACAACUGGGCGAAGGGUGAGUUCGGCACAACUUCUCUCAGGGCUCUUUCCGCGAAGAAUUUCAACCGGCCAGCUAUCUCGCUGCCUCAAGUGCACAAGAAAGUUUCAGUUACACGGACAGUAACGAAUGUCGCGGAUACCACGUCGACGUAUACGGUGAGAAUAAAGACACCUGCUGGAGUGAAGGUGAAAGUGUCGCCGUCAAGAUUUACAAUCGCACCCGGACAACGAAAGACUUUUACGGUGACCGUGGUGGUGAAAUGGGUUUCGCAAUCUUUCAAGUUUGGCAGCCUCACGUGGGUAGACAACAAGGGGCACUCCGUGCGGUCCGUGUUGGCCGUGCAACCGUCUAGUGCGUGCAACUUUGGUUGCUAA